AUGCGCAACGGUCAUACGGUAGCGCGGAGCAAGAUAAGCAAUGCUGGAGAAGUGGCCCUCGGCACCUAUCAAGAUCCCUACAACAAAGAGGAAUUGGAACAUACACUCAAAGGCCGUGAACUGUACCUAUUCGUCAUUUUCUACACGGUGGCCGUGGUGCUGAUCGUGCUAAUGUUCGAGAUGUGCAUGCCGGUGCUUUUCAACCCAGAAUACCCGAAUCAUAGC
This is a messenger RNA of Mesorhabditis spiculigera, 225 nucleotides long. Lineage: Eukaryota; Metazoa; Nematoda; Chromadorea; Rhabditida; Rhabditidae. The record is from the annotation of a GenBank genome assembly.